UUUCCAUAAUUUUUAACUGGUAUUCUUAUAGCGGUUUUAUGAAGAGAGACGAUAGGAGGGAUACAGGAAGGCCUUUUUAUGGGGAUGAUUCUCGGGAACGUUUCAUGGACAAACCUAGGUCUGAAGGCCCUGGUGGAUUUGAUCACUUUUCUGGACCUGGUGGUGAUUCUUUUAAUGCUCGGUCUAUGAACUUUCCGAGUGGUCCACCCCCAAGAAUGCCUACUGGAGGUUUUCCCAAGCCUAAUGAAUGUGAAAUAAUUGUUGUAAAUAAAAAUCACAGGGUUUAUGCAGAGUCAGUUGAAGCUAGAGUGAAAGAAAUUGGAAUUGUUGUUGAUAUGCUGUUUUUAAAAGAUGAAGCUCUCUUAACACAGACCAUUGAUGAUAUUGCUCGCCGUGGUAGCUUAUAUGCGAUGGUUAUUAGCCCGCAAAAUGAAACUCAUAGAUCUGUUACAGUUAAUAUUCUUCAUGGCACUCCUCAAGUGGUACUGACUCCUACAAAGAUGUUUUCUAACUAUUUAAUCAGGUGUAGUUUGUUUUUCCAUAGUUAAAGCUUAGCUAAAUGGGAACAACUUGCUGUCAUCUCAUGCAAAUAAAUUUACAAGUGGAAAAACGUUUUAUAUUUAACAAGGUUGUCUUUUAUUUUAUUUUGAAUUAUAAUUGUAUUUGGCUAUAAUCAUGUUUGAAUUUAUAUGAUAUUGCAUGGAAUUAAAGAUAAAUUAUGUGUUA
Parasteatoda tepidariorum (common house spider) is the source of this 726-nucleotide messenger RNA. RefSeq names its product nuclear receptor coactivator protein neosin (gene Neos). The record is from RefSeq and is a predicted model, not a curated record. Lineage: Eukaryota; Metazoa; Arthropoda; Arachnida; Araneae; Theridiidae.